Girardinichthys multiradiatus is the source of this 1714-nucleotide messenger RNA. It is a transcript of the gene prss59, whose product is annotated as serine protease 16. Gene Ontology annotation, molecular function: serine-type exopeptidase activity; dipeptidyl-peptidase activity. Gene Ontology annotation, biological process: proteolysis. The record is from RefSeq and is a predicted model, not a curated record. Bases 40 to 1524 code for a protein of 494 amino acids. Lineage: Eukaryota; Metazoa; Chordata; Actinopteri; Cyprinodontiformes; Goodeidae. The transcript has 9 exons.
GGGUCACAUGCCACAGCCUGUUUUCAUUUUUGUUACACCAUGGCGUUUCUAACCCAUGGUUUGCCUCCUUGCGUAGUGUUAGCAGUCUGUUUUGUGCUCUUCAGCCUUGUUGCUGUGGCAGAGGGUCGGUUCAAGGGCUUCGGGAAGUUUAAUGUGGGGCAUGAUCACAACCAGGGAGCUGUGUUUGAGGAGUUGUGGUUCACACAGAAACUGGAUCACUUCAAUGGUGCAAACAGCAGAGUGUGGAAGCAAAGGUACUUUGUAAAUGAGGCCUUCUACAAACCUGGAGGUCCAGUGUUUCUAAUGAUUGGUGGAGAGGGCCCUGCAAAUCCAGCAUGGAUGAAGGAAGGAACCUGGCUAACCUAUGCUGAGAAACUCGGAGCCCUCUGCUUCAUGCUGGAGCACCGUUUCUAUGGGAAAAGUCACCCGACAGCGGACCUCAGCACAGACAACUUGCGUCUCCUCAGCAGCCGCCAGGCUCUGGCUGACCUCGCGCACUUCCGUACUGUGAUGGGGGAGACCCGGGGGCUGACCAACAGGAAGUGGGUGGCAUUUGGCGGGUCGUAUCCGGGUUCACUGGCUGCUUGGUUCAGGCUCAAGUACCCUCACUUGGUGCAUGCCUCCGUGGCCACAAGCGCACCUGUGUUCGCCACUGUCAACUUUCCAGAGUAUUUGGAAGUUGUGUGGCGUUCACUGGCCUCAGAAAAUGCAGACUGCCCUGUGCUGGUGAAAAAGGCUUCAGAUACCCUCGCAGAACGCCUGAAAGACCCGAAAACCUUUGAAAACAUCACCAAAGAUUUCAAUUUGUGUUCCACACUGCAGAUCCAGUCAGAGAUGGACUCUGCCUACUUCCUGGAAAUGCUGGCUGGGAACUUCAUGGAUGUGGUCCAGUAUAAUCAAGACAACAGAGGAUUUGAGGGGGCUUUGGGCACCAACAUAACCAUCAAGGUGCUGUGUGGUGUAAUGAGCGACACCUCACUAGGAGAUCCUUACACCCGUUAUGCCACGGUGGCCCGCCUCAUGAUGGACACGUUCUCUGUGAAAUGCCUGGACACCAGCUACAAUAACUACAUCAGAGACAUGACGAAUACGUCCUGGGAUGGACCAGCUGCAGGGGCAGGGAGACAGUGGGUCUAUCAGACCUGCAGUGAAUUUGGAUUCUACCAGAGCACAGAUUCGCCGAACCAGCCAUUCACUGGCUUCCCCCUCGGUUAUCAGGUGAAACAGUGUGCAAGCUUCUACAACAUCAGUGCUGAGGAGGUGGCAGUGGCCGUGGCCCAGACCAACGAGUAUUAUGGCGGCUACGACAUCCGCUCCAGCAGAAUAGUGUUCCCCAACGGGUCCAUUGACCCAUGGCAUGCUUUGGGGAUCACUCAGGACAUCACAGCUGAGCUCCCUGCUGUCUUUAUUAAAGGGACGGCUCACUGCGCUAACAUGUACCCAGCGGGGAGCGAAGAUCUUCCACAGCUGUCUGAGGCUCGGGAUCACAUCUUUCUUUUACUCCAGCAAUGGUUGAAGCAGUGAUUGAAUGCUCCUUCAGCUUUAAGAAGUAAAUGCGUCAUUCCUAAAUUCUGAAAUUAGAAACUUGAUUCCUCACUGUACUGCCAAAUUUUCAACUCCUUGAAAUCUUGAAAUGCAACUUUGCACAAGAAAAGUUCUUGUUUUGAAUAUGUUAAAACUUUGAGUUAAUUAAUAAAGAUGUUUUUCUUAUUGA